This is a messenger RNA of Ascoidea rubescens DSM 1968, 984 nucleotides long. RefSeq names its product Mho1p (gene MHO1). The coding region runs from base 1 to 984 and encodes 327 amino acids. Lineage: Eukaryota; Fungi; Ascomycota; Saccharomycetes; Ascoideales; Ascoideaceae. The transcript has a single exon. The record is from RefSeq and is a predicted model, not a curated record.
AUGCCCCUGGUUCGUCCUGCUUCCCAUGCCGGAUCGUGGUAUAUUGGCAGUGGUUCAAGAUUAAAUGCCCAACUAGACAAGUUUCUAGCUUCAACAGCCUUUGACCAAAGCACUAUUGGUGCCAGAGUUAUCAUAGGUCCUCAUGCUGGAUACACUUAUUCUGGCUCCACUCUAGCUGAAGCCUACAAGAGUUGGGAUACUUCAAAGGUCAAAAGAAUCUUCAUCUUAGGCCCCUCUCAUUACGUCUAUUUCAAAAACUAUGUUCUAACUACUAAAUUUGAUUACUAUGAGACUCCAAUGGGGAAUUUGCCAGUAGAUACAGAAAUCAUUGAUCAAUUAACUUUAAAUGAAUCCUCUAGCAAAAUCAUUAGAAAAAUGAGCUUUGAAAAUGAUGAAGAAGAACAUUCGUUUGAAUUACAUGCUCCCUAUAUUUACAAAAUGGCAAAGGAUUUGCCCCAAGGUAUCCCAAAGAUUAUCCCCAUUAUGGUUUGCUCCUUGGAUGAUUCAACAGAACUUAAAAUUGCAAAAAUCCUAUCAAAAUAUAUUAGUGAUGAGGAAACUUCGUUCAUUAUUAGUAGUGAUUUUUGCCAUUGGGGCUCCAGAUUCGAUUACACUAUUUACUCCCCAACAAAAUCCUUAAAAAAUCUAAAAGAAUUAUCCACUAGAAAUUACUUAAGCUACUUGGAACCUUCUAUUCCAAUUUACAAAAGCAUUGAAUUUCUAGAUAGAGAAGCUAUGAAGGUUUUGUCAAAGGGCGCUUACAAUGAUUGGAAACAAUAUAUUAAAUUGACUGGAAAUACCAUUUGUGGUCAAAAGCCAAUUGCAAUUAUAUUGAAAGCAAUUGAAAACUAUAAAAGUGCUAAUAAAAUUUCACUUAAUAGUAAAGGACCUUUAUUUAAUUUCCUUGGUUACAGACAAAGCAGUCAUGUUAGAAGUUUUUCUGAUAGUAGUGUUAGCUAUGCAAGUGCCUAUGCCAUUAUCUAA